Lodderomyces jiufengensis is the source of this 2772-nucleotide messenger RNA. RefSeq names its product coatomer subunit gamma (gene SEC21). Gene Ontology annotation, cellular component: endoplasmic reticulum-Golgi intermediate compartment; Golgi membrane; COPI vesicle coat. The transcript has a single exon. Lineage: Eukaryota; Fungi; Ascomycota; Pichiomycetes; Serinales; Debaryomycetaceae. Gene Ontology annotation, biological process: intra-Golgi vesicle-mediated transport; endoplasmic reticulum to Golgi vesicle-mediated transport; intracellular protein transport. The coding region runs from base 1 to 2772 and encodes 923 amino acids. Gene Ontology annotation, molecular function: structural molecule activity. The record is from RefSeq and is a predicted model, not a curated record.
AUGUCAACACUGUCAUAUAAAAAACAGGAUGCAUAUAGUACAUCUGGUGUGCCAGAUAAAAUGGCUGUGUUUCAGGAAUGUUUACAACAAUUUAAUGCUACACCAGUCAAUGCUAAAAAAUGUAGACAAUUAUUAGCAAAAUUAUUAAGAUUAAUUUAUAAUGGUGAAGAAUUUCCAGCUCAAGAAUCAACCACUUUAUUUUUUUCAAUUUCAAAAUUAUUUCAACAUAAGGAUGAAUCAUUAAGACAAUUAGUUCAUUUAACUAUAAAAGAAUUAUCUUCAACUUCUGAUGAUAUUUUGAUGGUUACUUCAUCAAUUAUGAAGGAUAUUCAAGGAAAUGAUGCAGUUUAUAAACCAAAUGCUAUAAGAACUUUAUCAAAGGUUUUAGACCCUACUACCGUUACAGCAGCUGAAAGAUUAUUUAAAAAUGCAAUUGUUGAUAAAAAUCCAAUUGUUUCUUCUGCUGCUUUAAUUUCUUCAUAUAACUUAUUACCUCAUGCAAAAGAUGUUGUUAAAAGAUUUGGUAAUGAGACUUUAGAAACUAUACAAUCUUACAAAUCUUUUCCACCAAAUCAAUUUCAAUUACAUGAAUACUAUGGAAAUGCUACUUCAAAUUUACCAUCAACUUCAUAUAUGUAUCAAUAUCAUGCAUUAGGUUUAAUAUAUCAAUUGAGAAAUCAUGAUAAAAUGGCAUUGAUGAAAUUGAUAACUUCAUUAUCAGAAGGUUCUUCAUUAAAAAAUUCAUUAUCAAUAAUUCAAUUGAUUAGAUAUAUAAAUAAAAUUUUAAUUGAUGAUGAAGGAUUAUUUACUCAUUUAUAUCCAGUUUUAGCGGGAUUUUUAAAACAUAAAUCAGAUAUGGUUGAAUUAGAAGCUUGUAAAGCUUUGAUCAAUUUACAAUUGUUAUUGAAAGAUGAUCAAUAUAUGCAAAUUGUUACAACUUUACAAAAAUUAUUGGGAGUUCCAAGAACUGCUACAAGAUUUGCAGCUAUAAGAUUAAUUAAUAAAAUUUCAAUAAAACAUCCAGAAAAAAUUUUAGUUAUCAACUUGGAAUUAGAAAGUUUAAUUAAUGAUUCAAAUAGAUCCAUUUCAACUUUAGCCAUUACAACAUUAUUAAAAACAAUGGGUGCUGGUACUAUUGAUAAUGGAUCAGGUGAAAGUGUUGAUAGAUUAAUCACCAAGAUGACUUCAUUAAUGGACGAAAUUACAGAAGAUUUUAAAAUUGUCAUUAUUGAAGCUAUUGAAAAUUUAGCUUUGAAAUUUCCUUCAAAACAUAAAAAAUUGGUUUCAUUUUUAACUGAUUUAUUAAGAGAUGAUGGAUCUUUAGAGUUGAAAACUGCAAUUGUUGAUGCAUUAUUUGACUUGAUUAAAUUUUUACCAAAUGAAGGUGCAAAACAAUUAAUUUUAAUGAAUUUAUGUGAGUUUAUUGAAGAUUGUGAAUUUACUGAAUUAUCAGUUCGUAUAUUGCAUUUAUUAGGAGAUGAAGGUCCUACCACAUCAAAUCCUUCUUAUUAUAUCAGACACAUAUACAAUAGAUUAGUUCUUGAAAAUUCAAUUGUUCGAGCUUCAGCUGUAAUUUCAUUGGCCAAAUUUGCAGCUGUUUGUGGUGGUGAUGUUUCUAAAAAUAUUAUAAUUUUAUUGACAAGAUGUUUGAAUGAUAUAGAUGAUGAGGUUAGAGAUAGAGCAGCUAUAUCAUUAAAUUUUAUAAACAACAAAAAGAAAAAUUUGAUUGUUAGUGAUUCAAAAUACGAUUUAAAUAUUUUGGAAAAUAAAUUAAUCAAUUAUUUAAAUGAUCAAAAUUUUACUGAAAAAUUUGAUAUUUCAGAAGUUCCAGCAAUUUCUCAAGAAGAAUUAAAAUCAAUUGAAUAUAAUAGAAAAUUGAAUAAAUUAGAACGUGAAACUAAUGAAAUCACCACCGAAGAACCAGAAAAGAAAAAAGAAGAAAAAUCAGAACAUGCAACAGAAUUAUUAAAACAACAAGAAUAUGCACAAGAAUUAUCAGCUAUACCAGAAUUUGAACCAUAUGGUAAAUUAACAAAAUCAUCAACACCGUUAUAUUUAACAGAUAAAGAAAAUGAAAUUGUUGUAAGUGUCAUCAAACAUUUCUUUAUUGAAUCACAGAAAUUAGUAUUACAAUAUAAUAUAAAUAAUACUUUACCAAGUAUAUUAUUACAAGACAUAUCAGUGAUUGCACAACCGGAUAAUGAAUUAUACCAAGAAGAUUUUAUUAUACCAUUAGAAGAAUUAAAACCUGAUGGUACAGGUAUAGUUUAUGUAUCUUUCAGUGCACCAACAAUAGAAGAAGAUAUAUUAUGUGCAUUUGGUAAUACAGUAGCAUACACCAAUAGAGAUUUAGAUGAAGAUGGAAAUGUUGAUCCAUCAGAUGAUGGAUGGUCAGAUGAAUAUCAAAUUGAUGAUUUAUUGUUAUUUGCAGGAGAUUUUAUAAAUCCAUUAUAUAAUUCAAAUUUUACUGCAAUUUUUGAUCAAUUACCAUCAUCAGAUGAUUCAACAGGUUAUAUAAAUUCAGAUUCAUUGGAGAAUGCAGUUACUAAAUUAAAAACUCAAUUGAAUAUGUUACCAUUAGAUGGAUCAGAUUAUGUAUCAAAUGAUUCAAACAGUCAUACAUUAAAAUUAUUAGGUAAGGAUGUUUGGGGUGGUAAAGUUGGUUUAUCAAUAAGAUUAGCUAAAACUGGUGGUAAAAUUGUUGGUAGAAGUGAAAUUAAAACAGAAACUGAAAAUUUUGGAUCAAUUGUUUCUAGUAGUAUAUAUGAUUAG